Drosophila obscura is the source of this 558-nucleotide messenger RNA. RefSeq lists its product as uncharacterized. NCBI's taxonomy places the organism in Eukaryota, Metazoa, Arthropoda, Insecta, Diptera, Drosophilidae. The transcript has a single exon. The coding region runs from base 185 to 346 and encodes 53 amino acids. The record is from RefSeq and is a predicted model, not a curated record.
UUCAAAUUUGUGGGAGAUCAUACGAAAUUCUCAAUAUUUAUAUGGAACUCAAGGGAAAAACUAGUCAAUAUUAUUCACACGAAAUAAAUCCAAGUUUUUGAAGAGUGGUGCAUGUGUCUUGUGGAUGGUCGUAAACUGAUCGAAAUUGGGUAUUCUAUCUGCUCUGGUUGAAGGUUCAAAAGGAAUGGAGGAGCUGGAGCUCCUCUCCUCGCGGUCAUGUGCGUGCCAGCAACAGCGGCAGCAUCCCUUGGUGAGUGUCACCGCCGAUCGUCUGCAGAUGCCUUGGUGGUUUCCGCUCCUGGAGAGCCUCUUCCUGCUGCUGCUGGUGAAGCUGCUCCAGCUGUAGGAUGACCCGCCAAUAACUGUUGCCCCGUGUAUAUGCAUACGUAUUUGGGUAAUUGCCGGUGAUGUAAGCCAACAAUGGAGCCGGCCCGGACGGGGCGACAAAUGUCACACAUGCUGCACGUAAAUCACACUGGAAACUGUUUUUCUUGCCACACACGAUAAUUUGUCAAGGGGGUGGGGUGGAUGGUGGUCGGGCGGAGACGAUUCUAAUUA